This is a messenger RNA of Cherax quadricarinatus, 1883 nucleotides long. The record is from RefSeq and is a predicted model, not a curated record. NCBI's taxonomy places the organism in Eukaryota, Metazoa, Arthropoda, Malacostraca, Decapoda, Parastacidae.
UGCACUCCACCUCCUGUAACUCCACCUCCUGUAACUCUACCUCCUGCAACUCCACCUCCUGCACCUCCACCUCCUGCACCUCCACCUCCUGCACCUCCACCUCCUGCACCUCCACCUCCUGCAACUCCACCUCCUGCACCUCCACUUCCUGCACCUCCACCUCCUGCAACUCCGCCUCCUGCACCUCCACUUCCUGCACCUCCACCUCCUGCACCUCCACCUCCUGCAACUCCACCUCCUGCUCCUCCACCUCCUGUAACUCCACCUCCUGUAACUCCACCUCCUGUAACUCCACCUCCUGUAACUCCACCUCCUGCACCUCCUGCUCCUGCUCCUCUUCCUUCUCCUCCUCCUCCAUCUCCUGCCUCCUCCCCUUCUCCACCUCCUCCUGCACCUCCACCUCUUGCACCUCCACCUCCCCCUGCACCUCCACCUUCUCUCAGAUCGAGCUGGUGGAACAAUUGGGACCACAACAGGUGGGAACAAGGCUCCCUCUCCACCCCCACCACCACCACAACCAGUACCAUCAGAACAACCACUACCACCACGCCAUUACCGCCAAAGGAUUUAAAGAAAACUUUUAAAGAGCCAGUGAAGGUGACAGAUGGAGAGUGUGAGGAUCGCAUCGCUAACAUCGCUGGCAGCCUCACUUGUCAAGAGUUCUUGCGCUCCUACGGGUUCCGCUACUGUGGUCACCGCUACAUCCAGAAGAAUUGUUGUCGCUCACAGAAGGACAUGUGUCAUGGACCCUAGAGGUGUUGGACGUCAGACGAAGGCUUCAACACCGCGGCCCAGGGCCACACACGGUGGUCCAGGGGCCAUACACCGCAGCCCAGGGCCACACCACACACCAGCCCUAGAGUUCAUGGGUUUUCCACACUGAGGGCCCUAAAACACUUCUGGUUAACAUCUCAGGAGUGCUUCCCUCCUUGUGACUUCAUACACCUAGAGCUCUCCUACCUCCGAGAGUUGUCACACUCCAUGGGUCCCAGGAGUCGAAGUCCCGCCCAUCAGGAAAAAUUUCCACCACCAGAAGAGUCCUUCAAAAUCGAGGUGAUCCUAGCGCAGAGAGCAUCGUCACUCAGAGCAUCAUAGGCCCCAAAUGCCACCAGUUCAUCCAUGGUGGUCUAUCUAUUAAAGUGGUCUCUAGGCGGACCAUUUGGGCGGCGGCACCAGACCCUCCGAGCUGCGGCGGCGGCUUGCUGGCGAGGCGACGGCGCGGGGGGUGACGCCCCUACAGUGUCCGGUGCCGCCGCCAGGGGCGCUACACGACAGACACAUCACAACACAACCACACUGGAGGCUGGCCCCAGAGGCUCCAGCAAUAGACUACAGACUUAUACAGCACCACUCACAGUCCUCUCACUGCCACCAUACCCUCAAGACAACUCAAGUUACUCUUCGAAUGCCGCAGUGAUUUUUUGAAUGAUUAUUUAUUUGUAUGUGUUUUCUGAAAUAAUAUGAUGUUACCGAACUGAAUCCUUUGUACAGUAUACAUUAUUUAUUCAGAAACUAUGAACAUUGCAUACCAAAUACAUGAUGCCCUCUAAAUGACUACUGGUAGAAGACUGGUUGUGGACGGGACCAAAGGUUGUGUGUCGGCCAAUCAGCAUAUACCACGAGGUCAAGACUGACCUCUUAGCCCGGUCUUUCCUAAUGUGCUCGCUCGUGCGGAUGCCGUUUUACCGAACACGAACUGUUCAAAAAAAUGUGUAUUGUAUAUAGUUGUUGAUUUUUAUAUAUAAAUUUCAAUUACUUCUGAUGUAUUAUAAAUGUUUAUAUCACAAGACACGUCAUUGUAGUGGUAUUUUCUUGUGCAAUCUUCCUAGAACACAUUUGUUUUUUUUUUUCCCCUUUACCAAAUGAACUGUGUUUUUACUUAU